AUGCUGACCAGGCGGAGUGAGAGCUGUCCGCGGCUGGCACGGAAAGAUUCUUUACAGCAGGCCCAGCCGCUUGCACCGUUGAGCACACCUCCUUCGCGGAGCUGCACAUUGCAGGACUUAGGGCCCGAAGAUAGGCAGAAGGUCGCAAAGCUGCUGAAGCAGGUCGUGGACCUUGGCCAGGACGUGCAGCAGCUCAAGCUACAGCGCGAUGAGCGCAAGGCCCCGAUGCAGUUUUCAUAUCCCUCCUCAUACCACAUUUGCAGGCUUAAGAGGAAGCUAGCUCAGGUGGCAGCACUAGAAGCCACGCAGCAACCUUCAGUUCAAAAACUGCAAUGUACAACGGAGGUGCAAACGGAUCCUGUCAACAUGCUCGCACUUGCAGAAGCACGAAGCUCAACUGCAUCCAACGUGCACGCAGCACCGUUUCUGCAGCUGCCUCCAGCAAUUCCUGUUGCUGCUGCUCAGCCCGCUGGCCACAUGCUCGAGCCUGAUGGCAAUACCGCCGACAAUACUGCCGCACAGCGAGCGUCCCUCGUUACUUCACCCAGCGGCCCGCCGUUCCUCCACGUUGCACCGGGCGCGCAUGUCAACAUAACCAUCAACCAUGUGCCUGAGCCGGCCGCAGUAACAGCAGCAGCAGUAGCAUCUGGAUCAGCGUCUGGCGCAGUAACAACAGCGGCAAACCCUGCAGGCCGCGUGGGGGCGUUGGCUGGCAACUCCAACAAAAACAUCGGCAUCCUAGAGGCCGGCUCCGAAGCCGAACCCACCCAAGCGAUCUCGCCAGCCCACAGUCCGCAACGAGGCUGUAUCGAGGGGGCCGCGUCCACGCUGGCAGCUCUCCAGGACGGCUGCACCGCCAGCGAGAACGGCUCCGUGAAUGUCACCUCGCCGGCCGCACCAGCCAUGAUUGCCAUACCCACAACUACAGCAGCAGCCUCGGUCGUAGCCGCAACGUCCUCUGUUAUCGCUGUGGGCCCUCGAUCAGAGGCAGCGAUGCCAGAGGUGUCUACAGGUAGCUGUACAGCAGUGGGUGCACCCGCAUCUACAUCCGAUUGGGUGCGGGCCGCUGCCAGCUGGUCCGUACAGCAGCAGGCAGCUGCGGCGGGAAGGGAAGCACACGAUUACGGCUUGGGCAUGGGCACGGUGCCGAGAGCACCACCACGGCCAGCCACAGCUGCGGCGUCGGGGCCGUCCGCGUCCAUGUGUGGCAAACCGGCUGGGCCGCGGUGCGUCCUGGUGGAUGCCACCAUGCAGCGCUUCGAGGCCGUACCUGUGCAUGAGGUCCGAGUCGACAGCCGCGAGGUCCUCACAGCUUCGCCGAUGAUCGUGCCACCCUGCGACGAGGUGGUGGCUGCGGCAUCACGCCUCUUAGGUUGGCAGGUGCAGCAUGGCUUUGCUGCUGCUGCGGAAGAAGGAUCCUGCGCCGGGAGCGCGCCUUCGACCAGCGCAAGGGAUUCACGCUCGGGGCGCAAGGUGCUUAGCUAUGACCCAGCCAUUGGCCAGAGCGGCGCCUUCUACUUCGUGGACGUGCCUGACGUGGCUGGAGAGCAAGUAGGUGGUUUGGGUGGCCCAACACAACCCUCCGGCAGGCCUCCUAUCCCUCCGCCCUGCGUUGACAUGGUUGCAUCUGUGGCAUCCACGCCCGCUACGGAGCGUGCUAGGGGUUCGGGUUCGGGUGGCGGUCCUCAACUGGCAUCCUGCCAGACGGCGUCGAUCUAUGAGGCCGAGGCAACUCUCCGACAAUGGUCAGACACACACGAUGCCGUACCAGCCAUCGCCCGCGUCAGCGGUUCUGCGCCUGCAACUACGCAGCAGCACCAGCACGCCCACGCCCACGCGCAUCCGCGGCCGCAUCCACACCAGCAACAUUAUCGCCACCAGCUCCACAAGCAUCCGGUUCAGCAGCUGCAGCACCAGCAGGAAUUGCUGGUUUUGGAGCGCCCGACGCCAGCAAGUCCGUGCAGCUCCUAUACGACAGACACCACAAUUACUAUGAUGACACCAUCCAUGCCUCACGGCAUGCAAACGCCGCCGCCGGUACCCGGAUACAAUGAAACGCCUGCCAGCAGCAGCAUGAGCCUGUCUCGAAUGGCGAUGGCACUUGAUGAGAUGGCGCGCCGGCAGCGCUGGGAUGUGCAACCGCCAGGUUGUGUGGCACAGCAGCAGGAGCAGCAGCAGCACGAGGGAGCAGGUGCAGCACAAGCGGCCCCGCCUAGAGCCUCUGGGAAUGGGUCUCAUGUGGUGGGGCCUGGUGCGGGACAUAUGCGGCUUGGCGCCCUGGGCCAUGGCGGCUUUGGGGUUGCUGCAGGGCCAGGACCCACCCAUGGUUGCCGCAAGCUCCGUGACUCGUUCAGCGUGCGGGGCCCCCUGCCAGCGCAGCAACAGCAGCAUCUGCACGGACUCAGGCACGGAAGCGGGGUUUCAGCUGCUGCCGCAGCAGCAACGCUGUCGGCGACGGGGGCGAUAGCAGUGGCAACUGCAGCGAGCAGCCCGCUACAUUCAGCGACGGAGGCGGCAGUGACCUCAAUGGACGCCAUGUCCACUUGCGGCAGCUCCACGCAUUGGUUCGGCGGGUGCGAUGUGGCUGAACGUUAUGACGACUCGUUGGUGGAUAUCCUGUCACAGGCAGAUGAGGAGUUGGAGUAUCAGCAACAGCAGCAGCCGCAGCGUUGGCGCCGGAGGCCACAUUCGCGGCCGCAUCGGCUGCCAUCGCAGCCAGCAGCUGCAAAGGCCGCACCUGUCAUGCCCGCACGCUUGCACGCGGCGUCGGCGGUGGUGGCGGAGGGGGCUGGCCCACUUUUAGAAACAGUACCGACGAGGGCAAAACUGCAUGCCGCCUCCGCGGAGGCUCUCCUUGCGGCGAACCUGUACGAGGAGAACGACGUCUUCAGCGUCAUCCUGGAACAGGAGGGCCAAGCGUGA
Molecule: messenger RNA, 2922 nt
Organism: Volvox carteri f. nagariensis
Lineage: Eukaryota; Viridiplantae; Chlorophyta; Chlorophyceae; Chlamydomonadales; Volvocaceae
Exons: 9
Coding region: 1-2922 (973 amino acids)
Source: RefSeq, a predicted model, not a curated record